GGCGCGCGCCAUGGCGGCGGCGGGGCUGUGGCGGGCGGAGGCGCCGCUGGGCCGGGGCUCGUCGGCCGCCGUGUACCGGGCGCGAUGCCUGGGAGACCCGCGCGCCCCGCCGGCCGCCCUCAAGGCGUUUCUGCCGCCCGGCCGCGGGGAAGAGGAGGAGGAGGCCGAGGGCGGUGGCGGCGGCGGCGGCGGCUAUGGCUUCCGCAAGGAGCGCGCCGCGCUGGAGGAGCUGCGCGGCCACCGCAGCAUCGUGACUCUGUACGGUGUGUUCACCGACUACCCUUCUGCCCAAGGCCCAUCAUGCUGCCUCUUGUUGGAGUUGCUGGACAUUAGCGUGUCAGAGCUGCUGGCGCACUCCAGCCUGCAUGGCUGCUCCAUGUGGAUCACCCAGCACUGUGCGCGAGACAUCCUGGAAGGCCUUGCCUUCCUCCACCACAGAGGCUAUGUGCAUGCAGACCUGAAGCCGCGCAACAUCCUGUGGAGUGCGGAGGAGGAGAGCUUCAAGCUCAUUGACUUUGGACUCAGCUUCAAGGAGGGAAUUCAGGAUGUGAAGUACAUUCAGACGGACGGAUACCGCGCUCCUGAGGCUGAGCUGCAGAACCGCCUCUCCAAGGCGGGAGUACAAGGCGGGACGGAGUGCACUUCUGCUAUCGAUCUCUGGAGUCUUGGAAUAGUAUUACUGGAGAUGUUUUCAGGAAUGAAACUAAAACAUACUGUCCAAUCUCAGGAAUGGAGGGCAAACAGUUCUGCCAUUAUUGAGCACAUUUUUGCCAGCAAAAGUGUAGUGAAUUCUGCCAUCCCUGCCUAUCACCUCAGAGACCUCCUCAAAAGCAUGCUUCACGAGGACCCACAGGAAAGAGCCACUGCGGCAAAGGCCUUGUGUAGCCCCUUCUUCAGCAUUCCUUUCGCCCCCCAUAUUGAAGAUCUGGUGAUGCUUCCAACUCCAGUGCUAAGACUGCUAAAUAUUUUGAGCGAUACUUCUCUCCAAAGUGAAGAAGAAUUGGAAGAUAUUGUUGAUGACAUAAGAGAAGAAUGUUGCAAAUACGGACGGGUCGUAUCCCUGUUUGUUCCGAAGGAAGAUCCAGGCAGAGGCCAUGUCUUUGUUGAGUAUGCAAAUGCUGCGGAUUCAAAAGCUGCCCAACGAGCGCUGACUGGGAAGAGUUUCGAUGGCAAGUUUGUUGUGGCUACAUUUUACCCACUGAGUGCCUAUAAGCGAGGGUAUCUUUACCAAACCAUGCUUUAGUCUGCAGCAGCCGUCAGGAGAGACGCACGUAUCCCAAGCUGCCUUGCUUUGCCAAAGUCUUUUCCAGAGUCGGACUCCACCUGUGCUGCUCCUUUCUCAUUCUGUGGUUGGCAAGGAAAAGGCCCAGGUGUUUCUGUUUUGUUGCAGUGAAAUCAGCCUCCUCCUUGCCUUUGAUUUACUCUACAGUAACCAAAAUGCUAUGAAAUGGAUGUUGGAGAUUGAAGGUGGAGAAGAAUUCAUUGUGAAAGAAAUUGAGACACAAGGCAGUGUUGGGGGUUCUGGCACCCAACUUAGCACUGAAUGGUGGCAUGAAGGGUUGCUGGUGUCUGAAACUCCAGAGUUCCUCUUGCCUCAAGCAGAGAAGCAGCAGAGGAGGACAUGCAUCCGGAUGAAGCCACUGAGCCGCCUUCAACAAUUUUAUGGGGAGUACAGAUAACAUUCUCAGCCCAUUGUAGUCCUCCCAUGUUUUUCCAGCACUUCCUCCUCCUUGUCUUCUUACCUCAGAAAGUCUGUUAAGGAGGGAAAAGUGGCACAGGAGUGGAGGGGGAAAUGGAUGCCAUUUUGAGGUGACCCUCCUUUCCCUAUUGUUUCCAGUUUCAGAGACUUUCCAAGUCCUUUCCCUUGAUCUGUGGGCUCUCCACCUUAAUUCAUUGCUUCUUGGAAGGAGGUUUCCCCAAGCCAUACCCUUCAGUUAGCUAUUUAAUCAAUAAGUUACACUGGAAACAGUAGCAGCACUUACUUUAAAGUAGAAAUGUUUCUAGCUAUAAUCCUGCUGCCUUCUAGCUGUGUGCUGCAAGCGCUAUAAAGAUCAGGUUGUGAUCUUUAUCAGGUGGUGAUUUUCAGGCAAAGUCCAUGGGACUUUCAGCCCAACCUGUAGCUGUGUUUACUCAGAAGUAAGCUUAGCUGCAAACCUCUUGCCUGUGCUGCAGGAACUCUUUUUAAAAGCAACAACUUUCUCAAAAUUUUUUGCAAUUGUGCUAUUUAGAAAACAGUAGGAAAAACCCACAGAAAGUGAGGGGCUAAAAUGGCACAGAGACGCGAGCACCUCAAAAUGUCAGGAGGAGGGUUGGUGGCAACUGGUGAGGACAGGGAAAGGCAAAGGAACAGCACUGCCCACCCCAGGGAUGGAGCGUGGCAAGAUCUACAUACCCAAAAGAGCGUGAAGCCUGACGCACCUAGGGGGUGGCCUGCUGCAAUGUCACACCCUAGGACAGAACAUGUUAGGCUGUAUCUGCAGAGACUCUUGAAGGAACAUCCUCAGCCACAGUGUAACUCACAUUAAAAAGCCAUCUUUUAAGAACAGGAUUGCUGCCCUAAAAACAGGGGGUCUGAGGCAAGGUAGGGUCACCCAAAUGCAUUUGGCUGUAUAGAAGUUGAAGCUAGACAAUAGGCAGGAAGGUUUCACUUGUGGCAUCUAGCCAAGCCUUUCUCCCGGGAAGAAGGCGAGAACCAGUGAAGGCACCUUUUGGCUCCCUACGUGUAGGCCCAAAUAGAAAGGUAGACAUUGUCUCUAAAAUACUGCAUUAGAAAGAGCCCUCAUUUUCAAGUAAAUCCAGGUUUGUAUACACUCAAGUGGAUAUUUCAGUUCCUCAUCGGCAGUUUCGGCUCCUGUGACAGGGCUAGUUUAGCUAUGAGCCUUCUCUCUAUCUAGUAAGAGACUAGUGGGGAGGUGGUUUUGUUUUGUUUUACAGUCUCUGAGAAAUUGCCUGUUUGUGUCUUCCCAGCUUCAUCUGCUAAUUGUUAGGCAGGUGCCUACAGAAAGGAUUUAAUUCUGCUCGCAUAAUGAUAUUAUGGGGUGUUGUCCAACCAGAUUCUUCUGUAGAGCUACUUUCCUGAGCCAAUUUUAAACAUGUUUUUAAGAGAAGAGUCUUUGUUCUGUUGGAAAUGCUUGAAACUUCUGAAAUUUGACUACUGGUCCUGCACUCUCGAGGCUUCCCAAUUCCCAGCGUCUAAUGCUUUCACUGCUGCUGCUGCUGCUGCUGGUGCUGAGAAUGGGAGGCCCCCCAGUUUGCCUUGCUCUUAAUCCACGUUGCCCCCAGCAGCUGAUCUUCCUGCACGAGGCUCCUUCACUUCUUGGUUUCUCAAAAGUUGUGCGGCAUUUCUGACAGAGUUGACUUGGGCAAUGGCAGGAAAACAAGAAAGAGACGUUUUAAACGUUUCACCCACUCCUUUUAGAAAAUACUUGAUAUUUUUUUGUAAUGUCUUCAGAAGCUAGCAUUUUAGAAGGGUGUGUGUGUGUGUGUGUGUGUGUGUGUGCAUAAAUGAUUAGGAUUCUCUCAUGGCAAAUUUAUUCCUGGGUUUUGCCUCCUGCCUUUCUGAGCUCUGAAUUAUUUAAGACGGGAUAUUGUCUGCACUGGCAAUUAUACUGAUACUGUUGAGUUUGUUUGUCCUGCGUAGCGUAUCUGAUGUAGAUUUGGGAGAGUGACAUUCCUGAUUCUGGGUGGGGAAGCGAACUGCAUCCACAACCUCCAAGUACCUCAAGUCUUCUAUGAAUAAUUUGUGCAGUCUUGCCUCUCACCUCCAUAAUUCACCUGGGGGGUUCAGUGGGCCUGCCCCUUUCAGUCUUCGUGACUUGGUUAAGUAGAAUGAAUGUCCAAAAUGUGUACUGUCACCCCCCCCCCCGGGCUUUACUGCCUGAGCUUGGGCUUAGCAGGGGAAGGCUGCAGAGCUGCUCCUCUGUUAGCUGAGGGGGCAUCUAUUUCGAGCACAUUUUAAGCCAGAACUGCACGAGAACUUGAAGGUCUUGGUGCUUGUGGGCAAGGACAGGGGCUGUGUCCAAAGACCCGUUCAUAGCUUUGCACUUUCCAAGCCACACGUCUGACCUGGAGUCCACUUUUGGUCCCGGCCAGCCUCCAUCUCUCUGCCCCAAGAAAGACAACAGCACUGCCUGUCUGGCUGGACUUGACUGCUCCAGAGCGUCCUUUGCAAACUGUUCUGUAAACAUAUGUCUUAUGCUCAGAUUAUUUAAGGAGAUCAUGUACUCUAUGCACCAUUGCUCAGCAGCUCAAAAGAUGAAUGUACAAUAUUAAUUGAAAAAUAAAGUAGAUUUGUUCUGAUGUUAACCAA
Molecule: messenger RNA, 4309 nt
Organism: Lacerta agilis (Sand lizard)
Lineage: Eukaryota; Metazoa; Chordata; Lepidosauria; Squamata; Lacertidae
Gene: UHMK1
Product: U2AF homology motif kinase 1
Exons: 8
Coding region: 11-1243 (410 amino acids)
Biological process (GO): peptidyl-serine phosphorylation; positive regulation of translational initiation; regulation of protein export from nucleus
Cellular component (GO): nucleus; neuronal ribonucleoprotein granule
Molecular function (GO): RNA binding; ribonucleoprotein complex binding; ATP binding
Source: RefSeq, a predicted model, not a curated record